Paramisgurnus dabryanus is the source of this 3484-nucleotide messenger RNA. RefSeq names its product lysyl oxidase-like 3b (gene loxl3b). Gene Ontology annotation, molecular function: copper ion binding; protein-lysine 6-oxidase activity. Lineage: Eukaryota; Metazoa; Chordata; Actinopteri; Cypriniformes; Cobitidae. Gene Ontology annotation, cellular component: membrane. Gene Ontology annotation, biological process: peptidyl-lysine oxidation; collagen fibril organization. The record is from RefSeq and is a predicted model, not a curated record.
ACCUCUCGCUCCUUCUCUCUCUUGUUCCCCCCGUGUCCCGCCUUUCCCAUCUCUGUCUCGACUGUCCAGCUGGCGAUUUAACUGCCAUUACAGCCAAAGUUAUUGCUGCUCAUUAUGCGCCUUUUAUUUGCUGCUUUAUAGCCAUUGUUGAUCUGACAGCACGUAACGUACGACUUUUCUGCAUGACUUCUCUUAAACAGUGGACCAAGACUGUGUUUACAGAAAUCGACUAAAUUAACAAAAGAGUCAUGGAGCUUUCUUAUUGGUGGAGACACAUUCUUGUCUUCUUACUUAAUUCCUGGAUUCCAUCAUGCUUUGCCCAAACCACACCUCCAGUGCGCUCGACCCCCACACCGACAUCACAAACGCAAGAGGGACCAGAGAGUCUGAAAUUUCGCCUGUCUGGUUUUCCCAGGAAGCACAAUGAGGGUCGAAUUGAAGUCUUUUAUAAGGGAGAAUGGGGCACCAUCUGUGACGAUGACUUCUCAUUAGCCAAUGCCCAGGUCCUCUGUCGCCAGCUUGGCUUUGUGUCUGCCACAGGAUGGACACACAGCGCCAAAUACGGCAAGGGCACAGGUAAGAUUUGGCUUGACAAUGUGCAAUGUAGUGGCAGUGAGAGAAGUAUAUCAGUGUGUAAGUCUCGUGGGUGGGGUAACAGUGACUGUACUCAUGAUGAGGAUGCUGGAGUGAUCUGUAAAGAUGAGCGACUGCCUGGAUACAAAGACUCCAAUGUUAUAGAGGUGCAAGUGGAUGAGAAUAAAGUGGAGGAGGUUCGCUUGCGUCCUGUGGUCACCGGGGCAGCUAAGCGAAUGCCCAUAACAGAGGGAGUAGUAGAGGUCAAGUAUAAGGACGGCUGGUCUCAGAUCUGCGAUAAUGGCUGGACCCCCAAAAAUUCACGUGUGGUUUGUGGCAUGAUGGGAUUCCCCCAUGAGCGGAAGGUCAACAAAAACUUUUACAAGCAUCUAAGAAAGAGAUCUGCUGAUCCAAAAGCUAAAGUAAAAGUAGCAGGAACCAGGCCGGAAUCCCCCAAAUCUAAGACUAUCACUAAAACUAGCUCUAAGCCUAAACCAGGCAAAUCAGCUGCAGCUGAAAGGUUGUACGCUGAGCGGCAGAAGAAUAGUUUCCUGGUUCAUUCAGUGGCAUGUUUGGGUACAGAGGUUCAUUUAGCUGCUUGUCCUCUGGAGUUUAACAAAGGCAAUGCCACAGAGUCGUGCUCUGGAGGUAUGCCGGCUGUGGUCAGCUGUAUACCUGGACCACUUUUUGCACAGAACGGCAUGAGGAAGAAACUCAAAAAUUUGUCUACAGUACGUCUGAAGGGCGGAGUAAAGCAGAAUGAGGGCCGUGUGGAGGUUUUGAAGGGCAGUGAAUGGGGGACGGUUUGUGAUGAUCGCUGGAACCUGCUGUCUGCUAGUGUGGUGUGCAGAGAGCUGGGCUUCGGCUCUGCCAAAGAAGCAAUGACAGGUGCCCGCAUGGGACAAGGUUUGGGGCCCAUCCAUAUGAAUGAGGUCCAGUGCACAGGGAAUGAGCGCUCUUUGUGGAACUGCCGCUAUAAAAACAUCACUGCUGAGGACUGCAAACACACCGAGGAUGCAGCGGUUCGCUGUAAUGUCCCAUAUAUGGGCUAUGAGAAAACGGUGCGCAUCUUAGGGGGGCGAACACGCUACGAGGGCCGGGUGGAGGUGUUACAAACUCAGACUAACGGGACGCUGCGCUGGGGCCUGAUCUGUGGAGAAGGCUGGGGCACUAAGGAGGCCAUGGUUGUGUGCAGGCAGCUGGGCCUUGGGUACGCCAACCAUGGCCUACAAGUGCGUCUGUCAGGUGGGCGUUCGCAGUAUGAAGGGCGAGUGGAGGUGCGGGUGGGGCAACGUUGGGGCAGUAUAUGCAGUGAGGGAUGGACCACCAAAGAAGCCAUGGUGGCAUGCAGGCAGCUAGGGCUGGGUUUCAGCAUGCAUGCUAUUACAGAAACGUGGUAUUGGGACGGCAGUAAUGUGACAGAGAUGAUCAGGAGUGGAGUGAAAUGCACUGGAGACGAGAUGUCUCUCAGUCAGUGCCAACACCACAAAACUGUCACCUGUCAGAAAGCGGCCGCUCGGUUCGCAGCAGGAGUCAUCUGCUCAGAGACUGCAUCAGAUCUAGUGUUGAAUGCACCUUUAGUGCAGCAGACAGCGUAUAUAGAGGACAGACCGUUACACAUGCUGUAUUGUGCAGCAGAAGAGGACUGUCUAUCCAAGAGCGCUGCUAAAGCUAACUGGCCUUACGGUCACCGUCGCCUGCUUCGCUUCUCUUCACAGAUACACAACGUCGGCCGGGCUGACUUCAGACCCAAAGCUGGCCGUCACUCUUGGGUUUGGCACGCAUGCCACGGGCACUAUCACAGUAUGGAUGUAUUUACACACUAUGACCUGCUGUCUGCCAAUGGCACUAAGGUAGCAGAAGGACACAAAGCCAGUUUCUGCCUGGAAGACACAGACUGUGAAGAAGGUGUUUCUAAGAGAUAUGCGUGUGCUAACUUUGGUGAGCAAGGCAUCACGGUGGGAUGCUGGGAUUUGUAUCGUCAUGACAUUGACUGCCAGUGGCUCGACAUUACUGAUGUUAAACCAGGAAAUUAUAUCCUUCAGGUUGUGAUAAAUCCAAACUAUGAGGUUUCUGAAAGUGAUUUCACAAAUAAUGCCAUGAAAUGUAACUGCAAAUAUGAUGGCCACAGGAUCUGGGUUCAUAACUGCCAUAUUGGCGAUGCUUUCAGUGAAGAGGCUGAGAGAAAGUUUGAAAAAUACCCCGGACAGCUUAACAACCAGAUCUCAUAAUUACAUUCGUAUAUUGAGAAAAUAUGGAAGUCAAAUAUUUAUUCAUUUAAACUAGCCUGAAACUAGUUUCCUAUUUACACUACAGAACCCCCAAAACCUGAAAACCCAAUGUUUUUACAUGAGGAACAGAAGUAUUAUUAACAUGAGUAAUUAUUGAACACCACAGAUGCAGUCCUAAACUGGUGUAUUUUUUACAGUUAGUCUGAUAAGCUGAGUAUGGCUGUAACCAUUUGAAGAUCAGAUGCCAAAUGAACAUUUCCCAUAGGCUGUGCAGUGGUCCAGCCUGCUGUAUUUGUUUACAGAACAUUCAGGUGCUUAUUUUUUAAAGGUUUAAAACAAACUUUGUUGGUGCAUCACACAGCCAAUGAGUUGUUGUCGCUGUGAGUUAAAAAUACUUGAAUGUUUUGUACCCCAGAUGAUCAUUCACGUUUAAAUGCUGUUUCAGGUUGUGAAUGUACAGUGUUAUGCUUUAAAGCUCAGACGCAACAUAGGAUCUUGUUACUUUCGAAACACAAGUCUUAAUUUGUUAUGUGUAACUUGUCAAUGCUUCCUUGACUGUCACACGCUGUGUUUUUAACCGAAUCGAUUAUGCUUCAUGUGUUCGUACUACAGUAUAACUAACAUUCAUGUUACACUUUUUUAGAGAUGGAAUAAAGUGUUAUUUAAAGUUGUAAUAGAAA